This is a messenger RNA of Perkinsus marinus ATCC 50983, 904 nucleotides long. RefSeq lists its product as hypothetical. The annotation marks the transcript as partial. Lineage: Eukaryota; Perkinsozoa; Perkinsida; Perkinsidae. The transcript has a single exon. The record is from RefSeq and is a predicted model, not a curated record.
GUUGCUCGUAUCCAGGAGAUUGAGAACAUCGAGAAGUCCUGUGUCUCCGUCUUCUAUGGUGCUGGUGCCGACUCUAAGAACCGUGAGAAGGUUAAAGCUCUGACGAAAGCCGAUGUGGUCUAUUGUGGUAAGAACCGUAGAGGGAAGCCGUAUUGUAUAUUCGGGUUCCGUAAGGAGACCUCGAUGCCUGAUGGAGACUUUCUCAACGGCCAGUUUUUCGUUCGACCCUAUCGUUGCCGUCAAUCGUCUGGGGGUGAAGGGUUUCGACUCUCACGAGGAUUGACUGAUAAAAAUUCUCAAGUAGAGAAGAGUCGGGAUGUGGUUGCCCAUGCGGUUACUGGUGGUGGUAUUAUUCCCCCUGAGAUCGUGUUGAAGGCUCAGUUCUCUCCCGAUUCUAGUCCUGGUGAGUGGUAUCAAGUGGAUGCUGUAGUGGAUACUGGUGCUGGACUUUCGUAUUGGCUUGGGAAUGAAGUUCCGUGCGACCCCAGCGAGAAGGUUGAUGUGUCUAUUGUUGAAUUGGCAGAUGGUACUGUAGUCAACGUGGGGAAAGAGAUUGUAGGAAGGAUCUGUUUGCGUGGUGGUAAACUUGAAGUUCCAGUGUCCUUCAAUAUCUUUCCUUCCAGCACCCUCGGUACCAUAUCUGGAGAAUGUUAUGGUCCCUUUCGUGUACUGCUUGGUCGUGAAGUACUUAAUAAGCUUAAUAUUGUGGUUUCUGUGCCACCAGAGGCUACAUUGGAAAGUGAUUUUCCGGAUACGUAUGGUGUGUAUGUGGUUGACGAUUUGGACCCCAAGAAUGGUGUAAUUCCUCUCGUUCCCCCGCCUACUAUGUCCGGUGUUGAUUCUCUCUCGGUUGUGCCCACUCCCGAGGAGCAGAGCAUUGUUACUGCGGCGUUGAAUCGCCUUU